AUGGGGCCUGGUGAUUGUAAUGAACAUAAUUCCCAAAAGGGUCGUCCUAGUCAACUUAAACAGCAAAAUCGGCUUAAAUCUCCGAUAACUGAAUUAGAAGGAGGUUUAAUCAAAGAAGGAGACAGGAUGUUGCUUGUUUGGUUUCAAAUCUUACUUUUAUUGUGCAUCGCAUCUACUGUUAAAUCUGAACCAGCUCCAACAGGGUUUGACAGGCAGGACAGAGAUUAUCGGCCACUUCAGUUCGGUAAACGAGAUGGCUAUCGUCCAUUACAGUUCGGCAAAAAAAGUUUUCGACCAUUGCAGUUUGGCAAGCGAGGCAACAAUGAUUUUCCUGACUAUUUAUAUUAUUAUUAUUAG
Messenger RNA from Dracunculus medinensis (Guinea worm), 357 nucleotides. NCBI's taxonomy places the organism in Eukaryota, Metazoa, Nematoda, Chromadorea, Rhabditida, Dracunculidae. The record is from the annotation of a GenBank genome assembly.